Messenger RNA from Onychostoma macrolepis, 4138 nucleotides. RefSeq names its product kelch-like family member 24a (gene klhl24a). Gene Ontology annotation, molecular function: protein binding. NCBI's taxonomy places the organism in Eukaryota, Metazoa, Chordata, Actinopteri, Cypriniformes, Cyprinidae. The coding region runs from base 292 to 2091 and encodes 599 amino acids. The transcript has 8 exons. The record is from RefSeq and is a predicted model, not a curated record.
GUGUGUGCAUUCUUUGUGCGGCCAGAACAAGCAGAGAGCAGCUAUGAGAAGGAUGAUAACAAAGAAAACUUAACAGUGACAGCACAAGUGCGCACGCUUAUGGAUCUCUUUUUUAGAAACCGACUUGUUUGUUCGCAUUUACUUUUAAGGAUCUUUAACCCUUUCUGUUAAAUUUGAUGUUUGGUAGAAGGUUGGUCUCCAGUGGAUAAGGUGUUGAUGGUCACCAAUCGUUUUCCUGCAAACCAUUGAUAGUGACUAUUUAUUGGUGAAGGGCUCUCAUCAGAUACAAUCAUGGUGCUCAUUCUGGGUCGCCGCCUGAAUCAUGAGAACUCUGGUGGUGUGCCGGAAUCACCGGCAAUCAAGCGUAAAGUCUUUGAGAUGGAGUCUAAGACCCUGAGCGACGUGUACAACUUCACUUCUGGUUCCUCUCACUCUGAGAGUGUCCUUCAGGUCUUCAACGAGUUCCGUGAAAGCCGCCUCUUCACGGAUGUGAUCAUAAGCGUCCAGGGUCGCGAAUUCCCAUGUCAUCGUGCCGUGCUGUCGGCCUGCAGCAGUUACUUCCGUGCCAUGUUCUGCAACGACCACAGAGAAAGCCAUGAGAUGCUUGUGGAGAUCAACGGCAUCCAGGCCGAUGCUAUGGACACGUUCCUGCAGUAUGUUUACACCGGCCGUGCCUGCAUCACCACCCACAAUGUCCAGUUCCUCUUCGAGACCUCCAGCCUCUUCCAGAUCACCACACUGCGGGAUGCUUGUGCAAAAUUCCUGGAAGAGCAGCUGGACCCCUGCAACUGCCUCGGGAUCCAGCGUUUCGCAGACGCCCACUCUCUCAAACAGCUGGCCAGUCGCUGCCGUGCUUUCGCCUUGCUGAAUUUUCCAGAAGUUGCUCAGCAUGAGGAGUUUCUAGACCUUCACAAGGAUGAGCUGCAGGAAUACUUGGCCAGCGAUGAGCUGUCCAUUGGCAGGGAGGAGAUGGUGUUCGAGGCGGUGAUGCGUUGGGUCUACCAUGGCGUGGAGUACCGCAAACCCAUGCUGAAAGAUCUACUACAACAUGUCCGACUGCCUCUCCUGCACCCAAACUAUUUUGUACAGACGGUGGAAGGCGAUAAACUGAUCCAGAAUGCUCCAGAAUGUUACCAGCUGCUGCACGAAGCACGUCGCUAUCACGUACUUGGCAAUGAGAUGAUGUCGCCACGAACCAGGCCCCGCAGGUCUACUGGUUUCUCUGAGGUCAUUGUGGUGGUGGGAGGCUGUGAGCGAAUGGGGGGUUUCAAUCUGCCGUACACAGAAUGCUACGACCCCGUGACGGGAGAGUGGACAUCUCUUGCUAAACACCCUGAGUACACUAAGUCUGAGUAUGCAGUGUGCGCCCUCCGCAAUGAUAUCAUUGUGUCAGGUGGACGCAUCAACAGCAGUUACGUCUGGAUGUAUAACUCUCAGCUCAACAUCUGGAUCAGAGUGGCCUCUCUUAAUAAGGGUCGAUGGAGACACAAGAUGACCGUCCUUCUGGGGAAGGUGUAUGCAAUUGGAGGUUAUGAUGGGCAGUCUUGUCUCAGUAACGUGGAGGUGUACGACUCAUUCUCCAACCGCUGGACUGAGGUGGCCCCCAUGAAAGAAGCCGUCUCCUGCCCGGCGGUCACCAGCUGUGCGGGAAAGCUUUUCGUCAUUGGAGGAGAACCCUAUGAAAACAGCUGCUCCAAUAAGGUCCAGUGUUAUGACCCAGAGUCAGACAGCUGGGAGCUGAAGGCACCUAUUCCCUUCACCAAACCCAAUAUCUCUGCCAUUUCUCUCAAUCACCUCAUCUACGUAUGCGGUGGCCUCACCAAGUCCAUCUACUGCUACGAUCCUUCACAGGACCACUGGAUGCAUGUGGGCCACACCUUCAGCAGACAGGAGAGUUGUGGUAUGUCCGUUUGUAAUGGAAAGAUCUACAUCCUGGGUGGACGGGGAGAAAACGGCGAAGCCUCUGACAACAUUGUGGGCUACGAUCCGGCCUCCGGCAUCAUCACAUGCACGCCUGCUAUGCCUCGUCCCAUCUCCUACCAUGGCUGUGUUACCAUACAACGUUUCAGCGAAAAACAACACAAACCCUGAAAGCAUCUGCAAAUGCACAUGCAGAGUGUCCCAAACAUGGAGCUGUAGACUCUUACAUCCAUAUCAAAAAUAACUUUGCAUCGUGACAAUUGCUAUUUUUCUAUUACUUAUGCAGUUAACACAUAUACAUCUACAUGCACUGUAGAUGCAGCACCAUGUUUAACUGCUACAGUUGAUUUCAUCAUCAGGCCAAAGCCGUUAAUAUCUGGAAGACAGCAGUCAACUGACUUUUUUUCUGGAACAAGGAAGUAUGUAAAACCUUCCUCAUAGCUGACGUACAUUCAGAGAAUGAGUCAGAUCUAAUGGACUAAUCAUAUAGAUGCAGUGAUGUCCUGUAUUGAUUGAUUUAAAAAAACACCACAAAUGCACACUUGUAAUAUUUUUCUUUCUUUUCUGAUUUUUGUUGUGGUAAUUUUUUCCCACACGUUUUUAUUUUUUAAAUGUGCUUGUUUACGCCAUUAACUUUAACUAUUUCUUAGUGCUGUCAAACAAAAGUUUAAAGUUUACAAAAUAAAGGUUUUUGUUUACAUAAUAUAUGUAAGUGUACUGGGUUUAUUUAUUAUGUAUAUAUAAACACACAUACAGUAUAUAUUACAUGUAUAUACAUUUACAUUACUAUAUAUACAAAUUUAUUUUAAAUGUAUACAUGCAUGUGUUUGUAUUUAUAUAUAAAUAUACAUAUACACAGUACACACUCAUAUUAUAAACAAAAACUUAUUUUGGAUGCGAUUAAUCGUUUGACAGCACUACUAUUUCUGUUAUUUUGUAGCAUUAUUCUUGCAUUUUGACAACGUUUGUAAAGUCUGCAGACAGAAACUUUUUUAGGUUCAUUCUUGGGGUGAUUUUAAUGUGCUAUUUACUCUUUUUACAUCAUAUUAUGAUUAAGUAAAAGAAAGCACUUAAAUACUACAUCAGACAUGCUGUAUGAGGUUUUCAAGAGGAGGUUUUUGCAUUCUAAGCAUUUGAAAACCUAAGGCUGGAAACCAUACACCUCAGUGAUGGACAGCUCUGAUUCUGGUCAAUGAAUUGUCACGUCAGGUUCUUAUAGGUUCUUGAUGAACCGUAUAGCUGUGAAACAAAUUUUUUCCCUGUGUAUCAUAUCUGUAUUUAAGCGUCUACUUAUCUUUAGUGUGACAACCAGGAUGUGCCUUUCUGAUCUUUUUUUUUUUUUUUAUCAGAGCCCCAAUCAUGCACUUGUAUGCACUAGUGUUAGUAAUAUAUGGCAAUGUAAAUACAUUCUACUCAUUUAAUGUUAUCUGUGUUAUUUUACGUUGUGCUUUGUAAACAGUCUCAUAGCUGUAGAUAGCAUCUGAGUUUUUGAGUUGGACUGUCGGAAAUUCUUGUGUUUGCGUGUAUGGUUGUGCGUGUUCAAAUUAACCUGGAACUGUUUUCAUGUUUAGCAGCAAGAUAACUGCAGUCUGCUCUAGCACUUAUCAGUACUGGAAGCAGGCAUUUACCUGUCAGAAUAAUUGUGUAAUUCAUCUGAACAUGUCAGGCAGGAUGCUGGCAGCUAGUUUACCCAAAGCACUGCGUCUCCUGCAUUUCUGCCUGCAAUGACAAAAAUAUAAGUGAGUCUGUAUAUACUUAUUUAUAUGUUUUCAUAUACAUAAUGUUGAUUUGUGCUUCGAUCAUUUUGAUUAUUACCAACUGUACUGGUCUAAACUUUUUGUAAAUGUUAUUUUGCCAACAUACUGUAUGUUCCAUUAUGCUAUUUUUAAAAAAUAAUAUCUGACAAAUUUUCAAACCCAGCUUUAUAUUGUUUGUCUCGGUUAGAUGUGGUGUUUUGCAGGAUUGUAUGGACACAGUUGGUCCAAGCUCUGAGUUGGUUUUCAACUCAUUCAUAAGUAUAACCUGGUAUUUUUGUUGCAGUAGAAACUCCUAAAAAUGCAGUUUCGGACCAUUUCAUUUCAGUGGAAUGAACCGGUAGCUGUAAUUGAGCCUGAGUCCAAAGCAUAAGAAGUAUUGGACAUGUUUCAAAUAUAACAAUAAUAAACCGUACUUUGUAAAACUGUAAAAGUGCCUCAAUAAAAAAGUUCAUUUGCGAUGA